CUAGAAGAAAAUAUUCAAGGAUAUGGGAGAGAGCAUAUGAUAUUUUACAAGGUGCCACCAGUCUUUCUCAAUAAAAUAUCACCUGUGAAAAAACAUGGAGGCCAGAAAGGGCUGGUGAGGGAGAAGUAUGACAAGGAAGGCUGGCAAGAGUAAACGCUUGGUGAAUUCAACCCAAGGGAAAAUACAGAGAGAGAACAUAAAGUUGAAACCAGGGACAAAGCUUUCCUGCUUCUCCCACCUCAAGGUUGACCUUCCGCCCCCAAGCCCACCUCUGGACCUUCUCCGACCACGUGACCCUCUUCAGCCCCCGUGACUCGCCGCCGCCAACCCCUCCCCUCCGGCCGCAGCUCGCCUUAUACCGCCUCUCAAGCCCACGUGACCCCCUCUCUCCCACCUGACUGGCUCCUCCCUUUCCCCCGAGCCGGACCCGGCCGCCGUCGCAGCGGCCCGACUCCAAAAUGGCAGCCGCGCACAGCGCGCACCCGAGCGGCCGGACCUCCCUGACUCCCGGGCCCCCCGGCUCUCGCUCCCUGCCUCCCUCCUUCGGCCUUCACCUACACGCCUUCGGAUUGGCCGUUAGGAAUCCCGCCCCUCCAGAGCCCCGACUGCUAUUGGUCACGGUAGGCUGCCCUUCAGAGAGGCGUGCCCCCGCCGCCCCCCGCCCCGGGAGGUCUUAUAAUCAAUGGAUAAAGUGGGGAAAAUGUGGAAUAACUUCAAAUACAGGUGUCAGAAUCUCUUCAGUCAUGAGGGAGGAAGCCGUAGUGAAAAUGUGGAUAUGAACUCAAACAGAUGUUUGUCUGUCAAAGACAAAAACAUCAGUAUAGGAGACUCAGCUCCUCAGCAACAAAGCAGCCCCUUAAGAGAAAAUGUUGCCUUACAACUGGGGUUAAGCCCUUCAAAGAAUUCUUCAAGGAGAAACCAAAACUGUGCCACUGAAAUUCCUCAGAUUGUUGAAAUAAGCAUUGAAAAGGAUAAUGACUCAUGUGUCACCCCAGGAACAAGACUUGCCAGAAGAGAUUCCUACUCUCGACAUGCUCCUUGGGGUGGGAAGAAGAAACAUUCCUGUUCUACAAAGACACAGAGUUCACUGGAUACUGAUAAAAAGUUUGGUAGAACUCGAAGUGGACUUCAAAGGAGAGAGAGGCGAUAUGGUGUAAGCUCUGUGCACGACAUGGACAGCGUUUCCAGCAGAGCCGUAGGAAGUCGCUCUCUGAGACAGAGGUUGCAGGAUACUGUGGGCUUGUGUUUUCCCAUGAGAACUUACAACAAGCAGUCAAAGCCCCUCUUUUCUAAUAAAAGAAAAAUACACCUUUCUGAAUUAAUGCUUGAGAAAUGCCCUUUUCCUGCUGGCUCGGAUUUGGCCCAAAAAUGGCAUUUGAUUAAACAGCAUACAGCUCCUGUGAGCCCACAUUCAACAUUUUUUGAUACAUUUGAUCCAUCCUUGGUUUCUACAGAAGAUGAAGAAGAUAGGCUUCGAGAGAGAAGGCGGCUUAGUAUUGAAGAAGGGGUUGACCCCCCUCCCAACGCACAAAUACAUACAUUUGAAGCCACUGCACAGGUUAACCCGUUAUAUAAACUGGGACCAAAGUUAGCUCCUGGAAUGACUGAAAUAAAUGGGGACAGUUCUGCAAUUCCACAAGCUAAUUGUGACUCUGAAGAGGACACAACCACGCUGUGUUUGCAGUCACGGAGGCAGAAGCAACGUCAGGUAUCUGGAGACAGCCACGCCCACGUUAGCAGACAGGGAGCUUGGAAAGUCCAUACACAGAUUGAUUACAUACACUGCCUCGUGCCGGAUUUGCUUCAGAUCACAGGUAAUCCCUGUUACUGGGGAGUGAUGGACCGUUACGAAGCAGAAGCCCUUCUGGAAGGGAAACCUGAAGGUACAUUUUUGCUCAGGGACUCUGCACAGGAGGACUACCUCUUCUCUGUGAGCUUCCGUCGCUACAACAGAUCCCUGCAUGCCCGAAUUGAACAGUGGAAUCACAACUUUAGUUUUGACGCUCACGACCCGUGUGUGUUUCACUCCUCCACUGUAACAGGACUUUUGGAACAUUACAAAGACCCCAGUUCUUGCAUGUUUUUUGAACCAUUGCUUACGAUAUCACUAAAUAGGACUUUCCCUUUUAGCCUGCAGUACAUCUGCCGUGCAGUCAUCUGCAGAUGCACUACGUAUGAUGGAAUUGAUGGGCUCCCUUUACCAUCAAUGUUACAGGAUUUUUUAAAAGAGUAUCAUUAUAAACAAAAAGUUAGAGUUCGCUGGCUAGAACGAGAACCAGUCAAGGCAAAGUAAACCCUCCUGUCCCCAAAGGGCAUUAACUAGAUCUGCUUCUAUGUGCAUCGGGCAGUACACCUCUAGCAAGCACACAUAUCAGUGUUAGGUUUUUUCAGUACAGUAUGUAAGCUUAGUGUUAGUAUUUGUCAGGUGCAAUCUGCUGUUACUUACUCAGAUAAACGUGGUGCCUAUUGAGACAACAGAGGAUACAGCUACAGGUGUUCAGUAAGGCUACAGAAACAUUCUGCCGAUUUAGCUGACAGUUUCGUUUUUAAUGGCUGUAGUUAACUGAGUGAAGCAACUCUGGGGCAUUUGCUAUGAAGAAUUCUAUUUCUUACUGAAGAACAAAUUAUUAAUAUUGGAUGAGUAUUUCAACAGUGUGACUAAUGUUUGAAAUUAUUAUUUUUUCUAAGAAUUUUUCUAUAACCUUCCAAAAGUAGUGAUGUUUGUAGUUACUAUAAAUCAAGCUUUGGAAGUCCAAAAAAUAAAGACUGCCUUCCUUUUAGAAAAAAAAUGCAAUUUUCUGGCCACAAGGGCAUAGUGCAGUUCACUUAAGUGUUGAUAUAGUUUAUAGUCAGUCUCCUUUUCUCUUCUGCAAAAGGUAGUUAAGUAAACCAGGUUUUCUAAGUAGUAGUUCUUAAAAUUUCAGACUUAUGAAAAGUUGGUAGUAGAAUUUAAGGCCUUAAGUAUUCAUUUUUUAAUGAGUGCUUUAACAUAAAACAUUGGGAAUAGCUGCUGCAAAGUAGGCCUGCGUGUGAUUCUUUUAAGUUGACAUGUGCAGUCAAAUCGCUGAUUCAUUAAAGUUGGAUCUUUUUCUAGGCCCGUGAUGAGUUUGUGAACCAUGAAGAAAAUGAGACUAAAAGAUACCCAAACAAGUCAGAUAAUCCUACAGUGGUUGCUAAUUGUUGAGAUUAUUGUUAAACUGUAAUUCAUAAUUUAGAUGGCAGUAUUUAUCUCUUUGUUGUAAACUCUCAUAGCUGAAUUGCUUAAGUACAAGUUAUAGAAUUUCAGUGCACUUAAUUUUUAAUGGAAAAUCUUAAACCUAAAUUGCUGAUUUAAAAGGUACUGUACAACCAUUGUAUCUGUAAAUAACUUUACUUAGCACCUUUUUGUCACUUAGAAUAGUAUGCAAUACUACUUGAGUGAGCUAUUUUGGAAGUAAUACCAAGUUCUAGUGUUUGCUUCUUAGUAUUGGACUGAAUUUACAGUUCCGUCCUGGACAUUUUGCACUAAAGUAGUCGAAUCCAUUCUUCUGUCUUUUUGUUAACGUGCUCUGUACCACUGGUGAGUGCUUAGUUUCCUUACCUGCUGCUACAGAAAGUUCUUUUACAUCCCAGUGGCUAUCGCCAAGGCCACAAAAAAGAAAAGCUAUAUUUGUAUGCAACACUAACCCUCUGACUGCUAAUGUAUGUUUCUGCUUGCUGUGCCUUGUUACGGCUGCUUUUUUGUGCUAAUAAAGUACGUUUGGUGUUCUCCUUGUA
Kogia breviceps (pygmy sperm whale) is the source of this 3756-nucleotide messenger RNA. The record is from RefSeq and is a predicted model, not a curated record. NCBI's taxonomy places the organism in Eukaryota, Metazoa, Chordata, Mammalia, Artiodactyla, Physeteridae.